Molecule: messenger RNA, 1111 nt
Organism: Erinaceus europaeus (western European hedgehog)
Lineage: Eukaryota; Metazoa; Chordata; Mammalia; Eulipotyphla; Erinaceidae
Gene: FAM43B
Product: family with sequence similarity 43 member B
Exons: 1
Coding region: 67-993 (308 amino acids)
Source: RefSeq, a predicted model, not a curated record
CCUCCUCCGGCCCCGCAGGCGCCCUUGGGCCCCGCCGCCCCGCCCGCCCGCCCGCCCCGCCCCGCCAUGCUGCCCUGGCGCCGCCACAAGUUUGUGCUGGUGCGGGACGAGGCGGGGCGCGGCGGGAAGAGCCUGCGGCCGGGGAAGGGCUGCUCGUCGCUGCUGUCCGGGCUGCUGCGCCCCUGCCCGCACCUGCUGGCCGCCUGGCCGGGCCUGGGCCGCGUGUUCCGCCGGCGGCGCGGGAAGGCGGCGCUCAGCCGCGAGGACCCGACCUACACGGUGCGCUACCUGGGCAGCGCGGCCACGCUGCAGGCCAAGGGCGACGGCUGCACGGACGACGCGGUGGGCAGGAUCUGGGCGCGCUGCGGGCCGGGCGGGGGCACCAAGAUGAAGCUGACGCUGGGCCCGCACGGCCUCCGCAUGCAGCCCUGCGAGCGCGGCCCGGGGGUCCCGCACGGGGCCCGGCUGCAGCCCUGCGGCGGGUGCGCGGCAGCGACCGCGGGGGUCCCGCACGGCCUCCGCACGCACCCCUGCGAGCGCGGGCCCGCACACGCCUACCUGCUGCGGCGCAUCACGCACUGCGCGGCGGACGGCCGGCGGCCCCGGGUGCUGGCCUGGGUGUACCGCCACCCCGCGCGCCACAAGGCCGUGGUGCUGCGCUGCCACGCGGUGCUGCUGGCGCGGGCGCGCAAGGCGCGGGGCCUGGCCCGCCUGCUCCGCCACAGGGUGCUGGCGGCCCUCAGCGACUUCCAGCGCCUGCAGCGCCUGAGCGACGCCCGCCGCGGCCGCCAGCUGCUCCUGGGGGGGCCCCCCGGCCGCGCCCCGCCGCGCCGCCUGCUCAACGCGCCCUGCGCCUACCGCCCGCCCUGCGAGCGCGCCCGCGGCAGCCGGCUGGGGCCCAUCCGCGAGGAGGACGAGGAGGACGAGCGCCCCGAGGUGCUGGGCCUGGCCCGCGCCCUGAGGACGUGCAGCCUGCGCGGCGGCCCCGACUGACCAACUCUGCGCGCAGGCCGCCCGCCCCCUCCCAAGCCCCUUCCCACGGCAAGGGGGAGAAGCUUCCAGAAAGCCCAAGCGGGGGCCCGGCAGAGACGUCUCGGCCUCCUCCCCAGCA